AUGUUCCGAACAGCGCUCCUCCGAUCCGCACGGUCAGCCGUUCGCGCUGCACCAAGAUGCCAGGCCUCAAUGGCUCGCCCCAUUGCGCGCAGCUCUUUCCUCCAGCCCAAGCAAAUUACGCCCUCUGUAUACUUCCAGGCCGCACGAUGCUACUCUGCAAGCGCCGGUCUAUCGCGGGAUGAGGUUACUGGCAGGAUAAUGGAUCUGUUGAAGAAUUUUGACAAGGUCACGGAUGCGUCAAAGCUCAACGCCGAAUCGCACUUCCACAAUGACCUUGGUCUCGACAGUCUUGAUACCGUAGAGGUCGUCAUGGCAAUUGAAGAGGAAUUCAGCAUUGAGAUCCCCGAUAAGGAGGCCGACGCUAUCCACAGCGUCAAGCAAGCGGUGGAGUACAUCCUCGCCCAACCUGAUGCCCACUAG
Plenodomus lingam JN3 is the source of this 420-nucleotide messenger RNA. RefSeq lists its product as uncharacterized. The record is from RefSeq and is a predicted model, not a curated record. Gene Ontology annotation, biological process: fatty acid biosynthetic process. Gene Ontology annotation, cellular component: mitochondrion. Lineage: Eukaryota; Fungi; Ascomycota; Dothideomycetes; Pleosporales; Leptosphaeriaceae. Gene Ontology annotation, molecular function: acyl carrier activity; acyl binding.